UUCAAAAGUGCGAUGAUAAGAAACGCCUUGUACACAGCGGGAGAGCGUUUAUUACCUAACCUAGAAAGUCGCGUGUUCAAACACUCGUCAGUCGCAACAUAGUGCUUAAAUUAUAAUUUAAUUUCGGCCGAACGAAACUAAUCGAGUUUCGGUAGGAAUCGAAGCGAAAAGAGCAGAUAUUUCUUCAUACCGGGCGCGUACCUGGAGCUCGAAGCCUCUCGGCUCGCUCCAGGUGACCUGAGGUGACAGUUAUGAAUCGAGCGACGACGUAAGAUGAUACUGAGGAGUUUCCCGUUCGCGCAAUGGGUUCUGGUUUUAAUCCUCUCCGUUGUGAUAAUCUAUCUGCGGCUACGAAUAAGCGAGCUCGAGGAGAGCUACAGAGAGCUGCAUGAUGCUGUCGUGCAAGCGCAAACUGAUAUUAGAAAUGACGCGCGCGUCGAAGCACCAGGUAAUGGAGGCGGUCUCGAGGACGUCGUCGUGAUAUAUAACAGGGUGCCGAAGACUGCCUCCACUAGUUUCGUGGGAUUAGUUUAUGAUUUGUGCAAGCAGAACAAGUACCACGUGCUGCACAUCAACGUGACCAAUAAUAUGCACACCCUCACUCUCACUAACCAGAUUCAAUUUGCAAACAAUAUAUCAAACUGGAAUUCUAUAAAACCAGCAUUUUACCAUGGGCAUAUGGCAUUUUUAAAUUUUGAAAAAUUUGGUAUUAAUCGUACACCUUUGUAUAUAAAUUUAUUGAGGAAACCUUUAGACAGAUUUGUAUCCUAUUAUUAUUUUUUACGAUAUGGCGAUAAUUUUAGACCUCAUCUUAUAAGGAAGAAACAUGGAGAUACAAAGACAUUUGACGAAUGCAUAAACAUUGGUCAACCUGACUGUGAUCCUAAUAACAUGUGGCUACAGAUUCCAUUUUUGUGUGGGCACGAUCCAGCUUGUUGGGAGAUUGGUAACAACUGGGCAUUAGACGAAGCCAAACGAAAUCUGCAAAAGCAUUACUUUCUAAUUGGUGUGACCGAGGAGUUAAAUGAUUUUGUGGAAGUAUUGGAAUAUGUACUACCACGAUUUUUCAAAGGAGCGUAUAACUUUUUUUUACAUAACAACAAGUCACAUUUACGACAAACUACUCAAAAACUCAAUCCAUUACCUGAGACAGUAGAGAAGAUUCAGCAGUCGGUUGUGUGGAAAAUGGAAAAUGAAUUAUAUAAUUUUGCUUUGGAACAUUUUCAUGCUGUAAAAAGACGACUCAUAAAUGCUUCCCCUCAAGAUGCAAAUCAGCGCUUUAUGUAUGAAAAGAUACGGCCAAAAUAAAUCUCUACUUUUUUACAUAAAACUUUA
Formica exsecta is the source of this 1335-nucleotide messenger RNA. RefSeq names its product heparin sulfate O-sulfotransferase-like. Bases 274 to 1308 code for a protein of 344 amino acids. Gene Ontology annotation, cellular component: membrane. The record is from RefSeq and is a predicted model, not a curated record. Gene Ontology annotation, molecular function: heparan sulfate 2-sulfotransferase activity. The transcript is spliced from 7 exons. NCBI's taxonomy places the organism in Eukaryota, Metazoa, Arthropoda, Insecta, Hymenoptera, Formicidae.